GGCUCGCAGAGCGGACGGGCUUUCGCGUGACACCGUGACGUCACCGCGCAGGGGCAGACUGGUGGGAGUACGGUUGUUGUCGUCGUUGUGAGGAAGCGGCCGCUUAGUGUUCGGGUCUCUCCGGCCGUGACAGCAGCGGGCGGCGGUAACCUAACAGCACGGUCCGGGGGAUACACGGGCGCCGGGUGAGACAUGUCGCUGAUCGGAAAGCUUUUCGGUACCGGGGGGAAGGGUGGGAAAGGCCCGACCCCCCAGGAAGCGAUACAGAAACUCCGGGACACCGAGGAGAUGCUCACCAAGAAACAGGAGUUCCUGGAGAAAAAGAUCGAGCAGGAGCUGCUGACAGCCAAGAAACAUGGCACCAAGAACAAGAGGGGUGAGACUGGGGGCAACGGGAGGGGAGGGGGGUAACAAGAGGAGUGACAGGCUGACUGACUGUGCGCCCCAACAAGUGGUGAUGGUGCCAUGGGGGGAAGGUAGGGGGCAACAAGUGGUGAUGGUGCUACUUGGGGAGUGUGGGGGACAACAAGUGGUGAUGGUGCCAGGGGAGGGGGCAACAAGUGGUGAUGGUGCAACUUGGGGAGUGUGGGGGCAACAAGUGGUGAUGGUGCAACUUGGGGAGUGUGGGGGGCAACAAGUGUUGAAGGUGCCACGGGGGGAGUGUGGGGGCUACAAGUGGUGAGGGUGUCAGGGGAGGGGGCAAUAAGUUGUGAUGGGGCUACAAGUAGUGAGGGUGGCAGACUGUGGUGCAACAAGUGGCGAAGGUGGAAGAUUGGGGGAGUAGAGAUGUUAAAUUUGGCGAGUGAGAACAAGUGACUUAAUAAAAUUAUGAAUUUGAAGUUCCUAGUAAACCUCCAACAAUGUUAAGUGACAUUGAAACAAAACGUAGGGACAAGAAUAAGGAUGAGACGGGGCAAACACGAGGGAUUAGACAGUGGGUGGAGAGACACAAGAGUUUGGCACAUCUAGGGGCCCAAGGAAGGUAUGAGGAUAUGGUAUAGGCAUAUGCAAUAGGGCCGAGAAUCUGGCUAACAGAGAAGAUUCAGGAAAUAAUCUCAACAACAAAAAUUACACCAAAUAUUCCAUAGUAAAGGGGUGUGGGGUAAAAAGAUAUUUAUUUUCCAUGGUUAUGUAUGACAUUUCUAAAGACAGUACAGCUCCUUAAGUACUGUCAUCCAUUGUCAUGUCUUCGCUCUAAUGUGACAGUGCUGAUUUCACCUGCGAGACUGCUCUGAGUCAGUCGUGCCAGAGGUCAAGCAGUAUUUAUAAAGCUGUCAAAUCAAAUGGUUAUUGGUAUGUUUCAAAAUACACUAGACCUAUUAUUUUUCAGUGCACAUAAUUAAUUACCCUUCAACAAAAAAAAGUACUGUAUUUACUAAAUUUUAGCAAAACCUAAUUAUUUCCCCUUAAAAGUUACUUUCAAUUAAAAUACAUAAUUUACUUAAAAAAAAGUCAGGAAUCUUGCAUCAUAACAUAUGCAGUUAGCUGAUGUGGUUAUGGUGCUUAAAGUAAUCCUUUAAGUUGGGGCCAGAGUCCACUUGUUUAGGUUUAGAUAUGCUUUGUUUCGUCAGACUUUAGAAUCAUCCUUCCCCCACCCAUGAGUUGUAGUUAGCGAAAGCAAGGGUUUGGUUUAAAAAAAACCCUCAGGACUGUAAAAAGAGACCUAGUGAAAAUCAAUGCUGGCACUGCAGACCGGGCUAUCAUAAGAUCUCUAGAGGGAGGUAGUUUUAGUUUAUUUAAUCAUAGUAGGACAUGCGUCUUUUGCUUUGACUUGUUCUCAAAUAUCACUUUCUUAGAGCUGCAUUUCCUGCUUCUGAUUACAAGCACCAGAAUGCGCUUGGCUUGUAUAGGACACAAUGCUUGAUAGUAUGAAGAGUUCUCACAAUCUCAGUGUGUUUAUUCUGUAAAUUUAUUGGCAAGUAGUACAGUCAUUGACAGCAUGAGCAUCUUGCGUCUGAGUUGUCAUGUUUUCAUUAUUUAUUUUUAAUAGUAAUGUUUGCAUUAAAAUUUCUACAAACAUAUUCAUUUCCCUGCUGCUUUUUGUGUGUCUUUUUUGGUUGCUGGUAUAGAUGGUACUAUAUUAUUUUGUCUGGUUUUUAAGUACAUCUUGUCUUUUUAGGAAAGGGUUUUGUUCUUUGCUUUGAAAAUACUUUUUGUAUGUUAUAAGUACAGAUGGUAAGGCAGACUGACUUGGAUGCAUGACAUUUAAAACAUUUUUAUAUAUAGUAACUUUUCAGCCAAUUUAUUUAAAGCAACUCUGUCACCUUCUAGUAUCUUUGCAUAUUUUACAAAGACCCUUGAUUUUCACAUUGCUCAUUAUGUUUCUGGGGAUGCAGCGGGAAGGUAGAUUUUGCUUAUAUGAAGCUGUGUAUUUACAAUAAAAAUAUAAAUAAAAUCUACUUCUCCAAAGCUGUAUCUUGCGGCUGCUGCCAUCUCUCUUCAGGGGGAUUGUCUUCAGGUUUUGUCGCCCAAGUCAGUGCUGUACUCUCUCUUAUGUGUAAUUACACACAGGGGACUCAUGCAGGCUCCAGGAGGCUAUUAGCAGAGCAGUAGAUAAGAGCAUUCUAGAUUAAGCAAACUCUGCAAUAAGGGAACCUAAAAUAUCUCGGUUCUUUUUCAGGAAGCAUUUAGGAAGGCUGUGCAGGUCACAUGCAGCUAUGGCUGUAUAAAAAAAAAAAAAAAAAAGUGAUUUCCUAAACUGCAGAAAGUUGAACUGUGAAACUUCAGGGGCAUGAUCUAUACACCACAACUGCUUCAUUAAGCUAAAGUUGUUUUGGUGUAUCCCUUUGAAAGGAACACUAAAGCGUUAGAAAUACAAUCAUGUAAGUAUAAAGUAAAAAAUGUAGUUUUUCUUCGCUUUCAUCCCAUCCAGAGGUGGACUUUAACCCUGAAAUAUAAACAUUGCAGGGUUAAACAGGCAGAGGUACUGCACCCAAACUACUGUUCACGUUGCAUGUAGUGUCCCUUUUAAGACUUGCAAUUUUAAACCAUUGUUACCAAACCGUUGUUGGUAUCUCUUGGCAAUGCCAUACCGUGGCGGGGGGGAGAGGUGUAGUAGCUGUUUAUAUGUCUUUACUUUUGAGUCCAGCUAGAGCUUUACAAAACUCUUGAGGUCAGCCAGCUAUACCACAUUGUUCUUAAUCCCAGCAAUUACGUUGCUUUAAAAAUACCCAUGUUCAGCAAUUCGUACCAGACAGUUUAGAACAUUGCUAACAAUGAAGAAUAGCUGUGCAGAUUAUUGGGAAAGAACUGCUUUACUUUUGGUGACAGAACUGCUUCUCUCAUCUCCAUAACCACUAUUCAAAUGCUUACUGGGGUGAGUAUAAGUAGUGUAGUGGAAGUAAAUUUAAAGAAAACACACUUACUACUCCAGCAAUUCCACAUUUAGGACAUUAUCUCUCCAUGAUGUUUGGGCACACCUAUACAUGCUAGGUCAUCUACAGAGAAAUAGUCUACAAGCUCAUGUUCGUCCUGACUUUCUUUCCUUGGGCAUGUGGCACUGUUACAUUUAUUUACAUGUUAUGCCUUGGCAGUGCCAGGACAGCCAGGCAUACAGUAUAAAAAUAAAAUUGGAAUAUUUAAAGCAUUAAGAAGCACUACCUAUAGUUAACUCUUAUUGAGUUGUGCAAAAAAAAAAAACUCACUAGUUAUAGAUUUGCAUUUAGCAUACUAUAUUUCUUGUUGCAUAACAUUCCAUAAAAUAGACAUGCGUAAAUAAUAAAACAUUUUAAAAAGAUCCUAACAUCUGACUUUUGUGCAACAUGAAAGCUGCUGUUUGUGUGCUGAACCAGAGCAGAAUAUGGAUUAGCCUAUUUUUGUUGAAAUGCUUCAGUUUGAACUAUGUUUGUUUUGUAAAGUACUCUUAUUUUAUUUGCCCUUCUGACAUUUCAUUCAGGACCACAUAAACUAAAUAUGCUUGAUUUAUUCUUAAAGCGGAUCUGUCACCAUCUAGAUUCUUUGCAAAGACCCAUUGAUGCUAACUUUGCUGCCGGGUGUCCGGUUGCCGCGGGGUGCAGGGGAAGGUAAGUUAUACUUACCUGAACCUGUCCCUCAUGCCAUGGUCUUCCUGCCGGUCUCUUUAAACUCCUAGCACUUCAUCUGCCAGGAGCCCAUAUAAAUGUUGUACUCGCGUAUGUGUGAGAGUAUAACACUGAUGUCUAUGUAGAAUCCUGGGGGUUUGACAAAGCUUGACAAAAGGUAGCACUGCCUUGACAAGUUUUGUCAAGUAUAGGAAAAUUACGAAGACAAAGUAGUGCCAACUUUCUCUUAGUAUAUUGUUUGACUGCUUUGGGAUUUCAGUGAAAUCCCAACACAAUCAAUGCGACUAUUUCAUAACGAUCUUAUCUUUUAUGAAAUACCCAUUUUGGAGGUUUAGGUGAGUCACCAUACUACUUUUAGAGCAGCACUUCAGGUUAACACUUUAUAAAAGUGCUAAUUUCAACAUAAAUCCGCUCUUUUAUAAAACGGCAAAGUUUCACCCUGCCAGUUGUCAGACACCUGUGAGGAUGCUCUUAUAUUUUGUUAGAGAUUUAACGCUUUUCUAUGAGAGGGAUUGCAGGUGCCGUGCAUGAGGGCAUAUACUCAAACACUUAAGAAUUUUAAAUAAAUGUAUUUAUAAUGCUUGAGGAUUCCAUUAAUGUGGCAUAAAAAUGUUCAUUGCAGUAGUUGGAAUUCUUCACAAUUCAAAUGUGUGAGUUUCCCCCCUCCUCCACCCCUCUGUAUGUACCAAGCCAUGCUUUGUGUGUUGCAAUAUUCUGUUUAUAUCUUGCCACAUUGUUUGUGUAAGAAUGGAGGUAAUAACAAAUACUGCCAACAGUCUCUUGGACUGUGGUAUUUUGUGUUCCUGCUGAACGGUGACAAAACAGCAAUGCACAUUUAAAAUUAUACUUUGAAAUUGUAUUAUUUGAAUGUACAGUACUUUAAAAUCUUAUUAUAUAGAUCUGUAGUUCUUAACCUCUGCGUCGUAACAUAAAAUUGUUAUACAUCACAUAACAAUUGAAAAAUGGGUCACUUAGAUCAUUUUACAAUUGAAGAAUAGGACGCCAAGGUAAUGCCCUGUGCGUUAGAAUCACUGAUAAAGAUAAUGCAUUCAAAAUGGACAAAGGAAUAAAUACAUUCAAGAUUAUUGCUACUUUAGCUAAUACAAUGCAAGCAGAAGGAGCAAGCAGAGGUGGGGGUAUUCAUUUUCCAUGACACCUGGGACAUGUAAUUCCAGGUGCCAAAAAAGCUGUUUUUUUUGUUUUGUUUUUCUUGUCUACCUUUAACUACUAUAAGGGAUAUGUGUGAUCAGGGACAGGGCAGAUAUCCUGUAUUCUGCACCUUUUAUGGUUGCAGAUCACACUAAUCACUCCCUCGUGGUCCAGAGCUCACUAACGAGUCAGGCCGCAACCGGCAGUAUUCCCAGUCUGCACUCAGUGAGUACUGUGUGGGGCAUCACAUGCUUCCCACUGGACCACAAGGAAAUUUAACCCUUCUAGAUCACCAUGUAUCAUAUAGCCCACUACCUACAGAAAGCUGUGGGUGGUGUCAAAACAAAGAACACUCUCUCAUUGUACACAGCCAUGGCACACACAUUACACCAGGACGUGACAAAUCCCAGACGCCAGGUCAUCAUGGCGACUGGACAUUUUGUCUUGGCGUCCGGGUGUUUGCCUGAGGGUGAUUAGAGGCGGUCGUUUUGGGGGCAGUGUGGAGCUGCGCGGUGUGGGAGCAAAAAUCUUCCUGCUGUUUGUGCUCUGCUCCCUCGCUCUGCUGUGAUGUUGGAAUAUGACGUAAUUCCAACCCCACAUUGCUAAACACCCCGAGAGGGAGCAGAGCAAGAAGAGCUUGAAGAUUACACAAGCCCCACUGGACCCAGGGGAAAUAAUCCACUUAGUUUCUCCCAAAGGUAGGGAGGCUCGAUGGACAUAUUUGUGAGUGUGUCUCUGCCUCCAUGGCUGAGAUCAAUCUUUAAUAUCUCGGGCGAGCCAGUGCUUUCCUACACAAAGCAUUGGGAGGCUAUUGCGCAUGUGCGACAAAAGGUAGUGCCUCUAUGUAGAGUGUGGAGACACUGAAUGUAGUUACUGCCUACUGUGCAGCACUGAGAUAGGAAGCACAUUUAGUGACUGCCACAAGAGGUGUUAGUAGACCAUAAUGUAAACACUGUUUACACUGUUUUUACAAUGAAAUGUCACCAGGGACAGGCUCUAGCAGCUAUCUAAGGAGUUGUCAGUGGAUGUAUCCCUAGCCUGUAAUGUAAACCCUGCAUUUUCUCAGAAAAAAACCGUUUUUGAUGCAAAAAGCCUGAAGGGAAUGAUUAUUCUCACCAGAACAAAUACAAUAAGCUGUAGUUGUUAUGGUGACUAUAGUGUCCCUUUAAGUCUGAAUGAAACUAAAACUGAGUUGGAGAAUUUUUUCUAGAUCCGUUUUUUUAUUGCCGUUUUCCAAUUUGGAUUUAAUUCAGAGUUUAGUAAAUAAUUCUGUCUGUGUAAAAUGCUCUAGACAGGGGCCCAAUCUGAAAUUAUUUUGUGUAUCAGGGCAAGUAGCUCAUCAUUAUAGACAAGUAGAUUGGGCUACCGCUUUAGUCCCUUGGACAAGAAGAAUUUUGUAAAUUUCCACACCUCCAGGGCUCCUACCAGACCAGGAAGAGGAUCCGACAAGAACCUUUCAUUCUGUUCAAUGGGCACAUCUUAUCCAUAAAUCACUGUCUAUCGGGAGUUAAUGACAGAAGUAAUUUAGCCUCCAGUCUCUGUUCCUUUUGAAUAUGAUUGUAACAGUUGGAUAAGCAAAUGGCAGCCAUAUUGCAGCUGCCACAACACAAUUCACAACACGAUUCUGCGUGUCCCUGACAGCUGACCAUACAUGCAUGCCAUUCUUACUCCGGUGGGGUAGGUAAAUGAGCAGGUUGCUCCUGUCCAGUACCAAAUAUAUCAAAGGAUGAAGUAUAAUUCCUUUAAUGUUACGGAUCCCAGGGUUAGUUUGCUGAAUUUACAAAGCCACACUGUGCAAGAAGACAGAGGUCAGGAAAUGUAACGCGCUAUAAUUUUUGCAUUGAACGUUGGCUGUUAUGGUAGUAAGAGUACUCUGUAAUCCAACAGCAGUAAUCUUUUCCAAGUGGGCACACCAUUACCUCUGCGAUGAGCUACUUGGGGGUUGUCAGUGCACUGACCUUGAAAAGUGAUGCUGGUUAUUUAAAAUUUUAAAGUUCUCUAGUUCACAGAAUGUAUAUGGUAAUUACUUUUUUAUCUAGCUGUUAAAUGCAUUCCUUAUUCAAGAUCUGUCAAAAUCCAUAUUUUUACUCUUUCAAAAUAUGCAUAACAUUUUCACUGCAUAACACAUUUGUGGUUUUUGAGUUUUGUCUUGAGUCACAGAGAAGCUAGUUUCUAUUCAUUCAGUUAAUUCUGUUGAUGUGAGGAGUGUUUAUCCCAUAUUACUAAAUACUGUAAGCCACUGCAUUGUGCCUGAUUAAUUGUGAAGGCUAACAGGUGCAGUAAGGAAAUUUAUGGUAGGGCUUGUACUGCCUGGAGAUUAUCUGUAUAGAAAACGUCAGGAAGGGCCGUUGUUAAGCAAAUGUUAGGUCACUGGGAGGAGACAUCUCCUUGCAAUUAUUGCUCAUGCCAUGUGACUUGCAUCUCAACGUGCAGACUCCACAUGGGGGGGAAAAAAACUUUUUUCAUUUAUGUUGGUGUUGCGGCUAUUAUUUUUAUUUUAUUUUUUAGAAUGUUUGAGAUAAUUGGAAGCAGAACUUGGAGAUUUGCACCCACAUUUUGAAUGGAAUACUGGCCCUCCCAAUAGGCUUUGUCCUCUCAUGUACCAGACAGAUUAUACCUUAACAUUGGAGGGAAAUGGCCAGGCUUAUAGCUGCAGCUAUUUUUUCAAAUUGCAACUAAUACAAGCAUCCGUGUGCAAAGCGACAAUCAGGGGUCCUCUUUGUACUAUGUGCUGUGCAGUGAGUAUAUGUAGUUCUGAUUCUUGUACUGUACAUUAAACAGUCUCCCCAGGGUAUAUCACUAUAUGUUUACAGAAUAUAGACUUAGGGAUUUAGGAAGAGCGCAGGUAACUUUUUUUUUUUUUUUUACUGUAUGUAUUUGGGCUGUUGUGUACUAUGGUCAUUGAGCGCAGGACUUGUUUUUUGUGUAUUUGUAUUCUGUAACCUUCAAAGGAAUUCUCCAGUGCCAGUAAAACAAACCAGUUUUCCUGGCACUGUAGAAUCCUGGAGUGCCCCCUCCCUCCUGCCCCCUAUCCCAUGUCGCUGAAGGGGUCAAAACUCGUUCAGCCACUUACCUGAAUCCAGUGCCGAUGUCCCUCAGCGCUGGGUCAGGCUCCGCCAAUGCUUCUCGCGCGCAUUAGACCUCCCCAUAGGAAAGCAUUAUUCAAUGCUUUCUUAUGGGGAUUCCGCUGACGCUGGAGGUUCUCAAGUCAGUCGUCUAAGAAGCCGGAAGUUCCUCUAGUGGCUGUCUAAUAGACAGCCACAAGAGGGACUAAUAGACAGCCACUAAGGAGGACUUAACCCUGCAAGGUAAUUAUUACAGUUUUAUAAAAACUGCAAUACUUACACUUGCAGGGUUAAGAGUGAUGGGAGUUGGCACCUAGACCACUUCAAUGGGCUGAAAUGGUCCUGGUGCCUACAGUGUCCCUUUAACAUUUUGUGCUUAACAAUGAGAUAGAUACCCCUCACAGUAUACUUUGCAAAUAUAAUUAUUGCUCCAUAAGGGUAUGCUUGUACUGACCAGUUUGUUUUUGUCCAUAGCUGCACUACAGGCACUUAAACGCAAGAAGAGAUAUGAAAAACAAUUGGCGCAGAUUGACGGGACUUUGUCUACCAUUGAAUUCCAACGGGAAGCCUUAGAAAAUGCCAACACAAACACAGAAGUUCUUAAAAACAUGGGCUUUGCAGCCAAGGCAAUGAAAGCCGCUCAUGAUAACAUGUAAGUAAGAUCUGGAGUUGUAUGCGUGAAUGUGAAGAUGGAUACAAUGAUGAUUGAAAUAGUUUUAUUUUUUUUAAUAAUACAAUCAGUUUUCAACACAAUACUUUUGGAGGAAAAAUCGAUCUAAAGAUAGUUUUUUAUUUCAGAUGAAUUAUAGUCCAAAAGGUUAUGGAGUAUGAAAUAGUGAUUAGUUAUGUAGCAUGAGGCUGCAUUUUAGUGCAGUAUUUACAUUUUUGGUAAAUCACUUCCAUGAAUUCUAGUUAAUUAAAACUGAGUCUGUAGAGAGAACAUGCACAUAUUCACAGUGAAAAUGUUAUGAAAUAUACAGUGUUCAGAAAAAGACCUUAAUCUCGUUAAUUUGUAAAUCUGUUUAAACACACAAACAUGUUACCUUAAAGGGUUACUACAAGCACAGUCACCACUUUAGUGAUUUAAGGUGGUUGUGAUACUUGGAGUCUAAAUGCAGAGCUUUUCAAUAGGAAACAUGCACCUACAUAGAUAUUUUACAUUGCUGUCAAAGGUGUAACUUCACAUCCGUCAGCAUCAUUAGCUAACCUGGAACAUGUGUUCCCGGCCGGUUAAUGUGAAUUCUGUGCACAAAGGUUUAUUCAGUACUGACUCUCCCUUCCAAUGAGUGACCAGCAGAAGCCAGAUGCGCAUAACCCAGCAUCAGUGAAGGUUGUCGUCCUCCAACGGGGACCCAGGUAAAAGGGCAAACCAUUGUAGUUUAAGCGUUUGAAAGAUAAUUUGUUUAACUAGUUCAGAUGUCAGAGAUGCUAAUGGCGGACUUACGAUCAGCCUAACCAAAUCAUUGUAGUCAGCUGCUGAGAAUUUGUGGACACAUGGACUGAGCGCAUGAGUUUUGCGGAUACUUCCCACUGUCAGGCAUAACACAAACUGAUUGAAGGUUCUGUCUCCAUUCUGUCUUUUUUUUUUUUUUAAACGUACUGAGUAGAUGGCUAGUUUCUAUAGUGUUCCUUGUAGUAAUUGUUUGAUUGUUGGCUAGAACAAUCUUGGCAAACUUUUCUUUCUCCUGUCAAUGUUAAUUUUUAUUAUUUUAUUUUCUUACAUGCACAUACAUGCAUUAUUUUCAUUUCUUACAUUUCUCCUAUUAUUAAUAUCAUGUAUUUUCCCCACCCCCUUCUGCCAGGGAUAUUGAUAAGGUGGAUGAACUCAUGCAAGACAUUGCCGAUCAACAGGAGCUGGCACAGGAAAUUUCUGAUGCCAUUUCUAAACCAGUUGGCUUUGGAGAGGAGUUUGAUGAUGUGAGUAUCAAUUGGCACCCAUUCCAGCUUGUACUGUACAUCUUUUACUAAUGGUGGAUGCACAGAAUGCAUUUUGUUCAGGUUAUCGUUUUAUUUGAUUGUGAAAGCCAAGAUCCGAAACUUGCCAGUCAACCCGGUCAAGUUACGAGAAACUGCAUACAGCAACUGAACAAUUGAUGCAGGGUUAUCUUUAGGAGUUUAAACUGUUCAUUAAUGGUUUAACCCCGAAGUCCAGUAUACAGUGCCCAUUACUCUCCCCCUGUCCUUUAACUGCUCUGCUCAGUUUCUUGAAAGGGGAAAUCUUGAGAAAAAUACAUAUGUUUCAGUACAAGUGAAUGGGGAACCAAUCAGCAGCACCCUUGUCCCAAAUUCCUCUUUCAAGAAUCUGAGCAGCAGCAGGACUGGGGCAGAGCGAUUGGGUGAUGAAUACUGGAUGAUUUAACCCCUCUUAAAAGGUAAGAUGGCCCCAGGGACUUCUUGGCACCAUAACCAUUAGUUAGUAUGGUGCCUGUAAUACCAAACUAAAAGCUGAAUAAGCACCGUAAAGCUGUUUGGCCUUUUCUGCAUGAUGGUUGACAAGGAUAAGGGAGUGCGUCUUGACUUUAUAGCUUAAUUUAAAGUCAUUUUUCAUUACCUUUUAAAUGUAUGAACAUGUAAUUUUAACAUGUGUGUCACUUCUAAAGCUAAGCUUUCAUUUCCCUCCCAUCAUUAAAUGAGUUUAACUUGGUUGCCUUUACUUAAAGGGACACUCCACUGUCAUGUAUUCUGAUUGCUAAUAUUUAAAAAAGAACACAAAAUGCACACAGACCACUUCAUCUCAUUGUCUUUUGAACCCUACAAAUGAAAACAUUGCAUUGUUUUGCAAGUACAAGAAUGUUUCCAUUGCAAGGUUAACCCUCUUCUUGACAGCCUCUAGAAUUGCCAACUCUGCUAUAGAUUAAAUGUCUCUCAUUAAAAGCAUUUGAUUGGUGCAGCGUAAAGUUUUGCCGCGUAGGUGCACUAGAUUCUCAAUGCUUUCCUGUGGGGCUAACAUUUGAUUGGGUGAGUUCAUCACUCAUCAUUAUUUCAGCAAGGGAGGCAGGGUGACUUUGACAAGACCAGUGCGGCAAGGGUAUUAAAAAGUAAAAUUACCAUUUUUUUAUUUUUUUAAUUUUUGCAGUGCAUUAGAUAACAUACACGCUUAAGGUACCCCAAAGGCAAUCCUCAGGCAUAGUAUAAUGCAUUACAUUUGGGGAUUAGAGAAGGCAUGCACAGUUUUAUAAUCGAAAAUAACAAGAUUUAACAAUAGAUUCAGGUUAGAUAUAGAAUAAUAAAACAAGCAGUUGAAGUUUGUCAGUGGCAAGAUAUCAGAAGUGUUUUCAUAACCGGUUACUUAAACUGAUGGCUGGUCUGAAUAAAAGUUGCUAUCAUGCUUGAGAAAUUGGUGACAUGCUGCUAUUUUAGGUUAUAUUAAGCUCGUUUAGCAUAUGGGCUUUCAAUAACAACGAUAAGGCAUAAAAUAAACAGGCAGUUCUUACAAUAUUGACCUUAUAAGAGUAGUAGGAGGUUUAGUUGAGCAAUUAGAUAUAGUGGAACUACUUCUUAACAGACUUGCGUCUGGGCCUUUCACUGGUACACAUGCACUGCCUGCGAGCCUGUCUUAUGCUGGGGUUGAGGCGUCACCCUACCCCCACUAUCGGCAGGCCUAGUGUGAAGUACGGCAGUCCAUAGGGGGGGUUGCGGCUUGGCAAAGUCAGGUCAGGGCAUCCACCCUUCUUCGGACUUGGGUAUAUGUCGGUGGCUCUAGCUUGCGUUCUCGAGGGCUGAGAAUCCGGGUCUGUGUAGCCCGUGAAUGCUGUUACCGGUGCAGAUGGCUUGCAGAUCUGCCCUGAGACAAUAGCUCUCCGCCUGUGUUGUAACGUGGUCUCCCGCCGCCGCUGGAGUUGAAGUGUGGCUCUAUGCCGUUUCAGCUUGGUUCAACCCUCUUCCUUCUUGGAAGUUGGUAGGGGUCGAGCCCCUGUUGUUCUGCGGCUUGAGUUUGUGUGUUAGGAGAGGGGCAGAAUGCUUUCGAAGCUUGUUUCCCUUAGGUUGUCUGCCAUAGAGUAGAUUUUGUCCUCGUGCUUGAUCUGUAGGCUGCAGCGAGGUUGUCGCCAUGCGCCUUUCCAGUCGGGCCCAGAAAUCCUGGAAUAUUGGGUCCAGAUUCUGCAAGGAGCUUUCCACAGGUAUGGUACAGCAGGCAUGGGGAUGUGCUUUUUAGUUGCAGGGGCUGUCUGGAAUGGCAUCAGGACUGAGUGGAUCGGCUUGGCAGGGCCCAGGACCCCCAGUUUAGGCUGCGUGAAAUCACCCCGAUUUGGAUGCAGUGGUGGGUAAUAAUCCGUCAUAAUCGGUGAGCCAAACAGGAGCUCGACUGAUACAUGUUUUUUCAGCAUGAGGCUUAGGCUCCUCCAAAAUGACAUUUUUACUUAAUUUGGGGUGGGGGUGGGGGUGGGGAGAAAUCUUCAAUCUAACCAAUCCAGCGCUAAAGCAUGUUUGUAUUCCUAUGCUAUAGUGUUCCUACAAAAAAUAAAAUAAAAAAAACACAACCACACAGCCAUGUUUUAUUAUUAUUAAAAAAUAUGUCUACUUUUAUUAUAUGGUAGAUUUUUAGUGACCUGCAUCUACAUCCUCUCUGGUUUUACCCCUACUAUUUUAUCAUGUUCUGUCCCUGCACGUUUUAUCAUUUAAAGGAAAACUUUUCACAUGUUUUAGCUGAAUAAUAAUCUUUAGAAAAUAAAGAUAUAGCUGUGAUACAUGUGCUCUGCUUUAAACUUAUUGCCAAGAAAAAUGGACCACCUUAUCUUAUCUUGUGCCUUGGUUUAGAAAUGCUUAGUCAGAUUAAAUAUAAACUUGCUGCCAGUGUGUUCUUCCUUGUUUCUCCCAAAUUUUCUGCCAACUCGUUACUGGCAGUUUGACUGGUUGGCCUCAUGUUGCGCCACCAUCAGUAAAGCAACACAAAAAGCAAAACAAAGAUACCUGUAAAUGUAAAGAAGUCCAUUUAUACAACAUCUUAUACAACAUCUUAAGAUGUGUGCUAUGCAUAAAAGAAAACAGAUCGGUUUUAAAUGUGUCAAAAUAAAACUGUCAUGACAGCCCUGGCACCUCCUUUGUCUUGAAGGGGUUAAAGGCACAAGUCAUUUUUUGAAGUGGGUGUAAGAUUAGCACUCUUUUUAUUGCCAGUAUUUACACAACACACCUUCUGCUUGUUUUCUAUAGUAACAUGUUAACCCAGAGCUGAAUUUGCAAUCGCUUGUCACCUUCAUUCCUGUAACUACAUAAGUAGACAAUUGUAUUGGUAUUUCUGCUUGUUUAAAGAGCAAGCUUUUGUUGUGUCAAAUUUGCAUACUGUGAAGGACAUAGUGUAAUCAUUCCCUUGACUUUGUUCUGCAUACUCGCAAAUUGGUGAAUCGUGCUUUAUUCAAUGUGGUAGGCAUAGCUUCCUCGGAUUAUAACACGAGGAAAGUGAUUGGGCUUUGUUAACAUGAGAUACUAUUCUCCCACGUAGUGCUACAGCAUAACUACGUGCAUGUCACAAGAAUGACCGAAUUGCUUUGCUGUAGUAACAUUACAAUUUUGGAUAUCUGCCAUUUUGUAUGUAAAAUAGAUUUUAUGUUUAUAUCUUUCUUUAAUUUUUUUUUUAUUAAUUUAGGAUGACCUUCUGGCUGAAUUGGAGGAACUGGAACAAGAGGAUUUAGAAAAGAGUCUUCUGGAGGUUCAUGGUCCAGAGACUGUGCCUCUACCAAAUGUGCCUGCAGCAUCAUUACCAGCAAAGCCAGGUAAUAGCACUUCUAAUAUUCAGUUACCAGAGAUAGAUUCCUCAACCUGUUCUGACUCUAAACUCUUAAAGUGGAUCUGUAUUGUCUCUUGAUUUGUAAUAUUUUGUUAUCUUAUCCACAACAUUUAAUGUUUGGCCAAGACCAUCAGCUGACUCAAUCACCGCCAUCUAUUGCUGGUCAGGGUAAUGUUUCCUCAUAAGCAGGACAGAGGAGAUGGGCAGCUGAGGAUUCUCAUUUAGCAUUAGAACUAAAAACGGUUUAAAAGACCACUAUGGUGCCAGGAAAACAAACUCGUUUUCCUGGCACUAUAGUGUUAAUAGUCACCACCCUCAUGGUCCCCUCCCGCCAGGCUCUAGGGGGAGGAAGGCUUACCUUUCUCCAGCACCGGGCUCCCUUGGCGCUGGGGACUCUCCUUCCUCUUCCGCCGAAUGCGCAUUGCGCGACAAGAGCCGCGCGCACAUUCAGUCAGUCCACAGGAAAGCAUUCUCAAUGCUUUCCUAUGGACGGCAGCGUCUUCUCACUCUGAUUUUCACAGUGAGAAGCAUGGAAGCGCCUCUAGCGGCUGUCAAUGAGACAGCCACUAGUGGCCGGAUUAACCCUAAUGUAAACAUAGCAGUUUCUCUGAAACUGCUAUGUUUACAGAAGGCAGGGUUAACCCUAGAUGGACCUGGCACCCAGACCACUUCAUUGAGCUGAAGUGGUCUGGGUGCCUAUAGUGGUCUUUAAUACUGAGAUUCAUGGCCCGAGUCACAGCAAAAUAGAAAAAAAAGACUUUGCUGUGUUUUAAAUAUCCUCAUAAGGUGCAAACUUGCUUUUUAGAUGGCUUUCACUCUGUAUUGCCACAAGCCUGCCUUAACAGAAGAAUGGAAACAACAUUCAAUUAUUUAAAAUCUAUUGCUUUAAAUCCCACACUGCCGUAUUCCAGCAAGAGUGCUUCGACCAUCAAAAAGCUUUAUACAUUAAAAAAUAAAUUUAGAUGUCAGAAAUUAAUAUUUAAAGGUUGUUUCUUUCACAGUGGUUCAAAAGAUGUGUGUUGGAAUCUUAAGUUGUAAGAUCAGAAGAUUAGUGUUUGCCUUUAACCAUUUUCUUUAACUUUUUUUUUUUUUAGUCAAGAAAAAGCAAGAGGAGGAUGACGACGAUAUGAGAGAACUAGAGAGCUGGGCUUCAGCGAUUUAGAUUUUUCAAAUGCCCUAGAACGUCGCCCGGGUGGAAAGACUUUGUUUAACAGUUGGAGCGGGUGUACAUAUGAUUUGUCAGGGAAGAUCGGAGAGGAGGAAAGCGGUCAGAAACGCAACUUGAAAUGUUUAUCUCUUUGCCCUUCUUUACUUUCUCUGCCCUAAGCUUGGCAUUGGGCAUUCAAUAAAGCAAACCGAAAGUGACUUGACUUGGAGAAAUCGAAAUCUCAGCUUCACUUUAAACCCAUAGUCAAAACUGUAAGUGCAGGGCUUCACCAACCCUCUUCCGCCAACUUCAAGCGGUACGUCGAGUGGCCGGCAUCAAGGAAAUCCUGGAUUGUUCAUUUUGUGUUGCUGCUUUGCCACACUCGCCAGCAUUUACAAUAAACAUCAAAUCUGCAAAAUAGCCACAUGCCAUCCACACUCAUUUGUUUGAGAAUUUUGAGUUUUUAUUCUUGUGUAUGGAGGCCUUGUAUUCUUAAAUUAAAGACUCUAGCUUGUCACGGAUUCUGUUUUCACUGGGGCAUCACAUCACAGAGUAUUAUUGUGUGACAGGCCAUGCCUCCAUCUUUUCCAUCAUGCGCAAGAUAUUGUGCUGGAUAAGCCACGUUUCUCUUCAACCAAUAUGGAGGAUAUUUAGGACAGGAAGGAAGAAGUCCAAAAGGCAAAAUAUGUUCAGGGAGGUGGUAGAAAUCCUACACACACGUUACCAUGUAUACUCUGUCUAAUGUGUUCUGUAAUCUACAUCAGUGCUUAAUAAACCUGUUGCUUUUCUUAUACCCCAAAUAGCAGAUAUAAGUAUCUCUAAUCUCAAUUUUCCUUCACAUCAGGAUUCUAAUAUUUAAACGUUUCCCAUCGAAGACCAUCCUAUGAAACUAAAUUUACCAUAGUAUCCCUUGGCUUUGGCACAAUUGGCCUGUGCUAGUUGAGAAUCUGAAUUGGAUGGUGAUGAAUAAUGCAUCUUGCUGUAGGAGUAAAACAAUUUUUUAUUUAAUGUGAGCAUAAUCCUAUAUUAAAAUGCAUUUAGCCAUAUUUUUGUAGUGUGUAACAUUUAUACUGUGCUAUCUGUUUUAUAGCUGGACACUUAAAUAUAAAAUUAAUUUGAAUGUGUUUAAAUUAUUAUAAAAACUCACAUUAAUUUUUGUCUACCCAGUGUAACAUGAAAGAACUUGUGAUGUGUAAUUGCAUAGCGUUAUCUUGGUUCACAAGUCGAGCGAGGCCCCUUCUUGAAAUUUUGUUUACAUGGACUCGUACUCAUCAGAUACAUAUAAAACCGACCUAGGACUGUGUUAUUCUGCUAGGAUUUCUGUGCAAGGUCAUUUCCAAGACUGUAUAUUUAUUAACCACAAAAACUAUCGUUGCGUGCACAUCUAGGGUUGCUGUAGUUCUGCUGCUACCAGUAGAGGGCGUAAUAAUUAUACUGUAUUCUCGUUUACAAGUGUCUAGAAGAUGUUUUUUUUUCUUUCCUUUUACGAUCAUUGAAUCACCCACGUCCAAACCUCAUUCCUAAGGAAAAAUAAUUAUUGCAAUUGAGCAGUAAUUUUACUUAGAUGUAAAAUAAAAUUGCAGUGAUACUUUCAAAUCAGAUCUUCACGAGAGAACUCUUACUAGAAAACAGCCUUAUGUAUUGGUUUGGCCAUAAGGCGGCAGUUUACCACGGACUAGCAGCAAAUAGUUUAAUAUGGGAGAAAUAUAAUUUACUUUUAAUGUGGAAGUCACACAUUUUUGAAAUAGCAUUCUUUUCUUUUUAAAUAUCCCGUUAGCAACUUUUGCACUUUCUAAUGUACAAUCUAAAAAAAUUUUUUUUUCCCCAAUAUCUUUGUUUUGUUUAGGCAAGAUCAUUUUAACUGUUUAAACCAUAGGAUGGACUGACACUACUGUGGAAAAGAUCCCUGGAAUAACAUAUAAUAUAUAGAUAUAAUGGCUGCACAAUUUACGCUUUGUAAAUGAGUGUAUGUAUUUUGCAUACUGUAUGUCCCUGUUUAUAACAUUUCCUAUUAGUUUAAAACUGCGUUCACUCUUACUCAUGAAAAAUAAAUAUAUUUCAAAACAAUCA
Pelobates cultripes (western spadefoot toad) is the source of this 17193-nucleotide messenger RNA. NCBI's taxonomy places the organism in Eukaryota, Metazoa, Chordata, Amphibia, Anura, Pelobatidae. The record is from the annotation of a GenBank genome assembly.